AUGCAGGACCGGUCCUUACGCAACGACAAAAAGCUGCCUGGCCUGCGCGAGUCGUUCCGGGAGGUCCUGGCGCUCAUCGAGAAUGAACGCCGCGCAGGCAUCUCUGCGCCCAACAUCAUUCUCGGCGGUCUCAGCAAUGGUUCUGCCAUGUCACUCAUCUGUGCCAUUGCCCUGGGAGGCUGCGGCUUCAUCGGCGGAUUUGUUGGCCUGAGUGGGUGGAUGCCUUUCCAGAAAGAAAUUGAACAACACAUUCAUAUUAGCGACGACGACAGCAGCGCCACCAAGGCCGCAGACGGCCGUGCAUACGUCCGCGAGUUACUCCAGUGGGAUACCGUUCUUGAGGAACAGGUGGAUUUGAUGCCCAUUUUUCUCGGACACGGCGCCGUUGAUGAGAAGCUGCCGUUGGCUUCGGGUGAGGAGGCAAGCCGCACCAUGUCAAAUCUGGGAUUUGAUGUCGAAUGGAGACCUUACGAGGGGCUAGGCCACUGGUACAAAAUUCCAGACGAAAUUGACGAUGUAGUCAGCUUCGUCAACCAAAAGUGUCGGUGGGAAGCAAGCGACAAAACCGCGAGCACCUGA
Messenger RNA from Sporothrix schenckii 1099-18, 579 nucleotides. RefSeq names its product phospholipase/carboxylesterase. NCBI's taxonomy places the organism in Eukaryota, Fungi, Ascomycota, Sordariomycetes, Ophiostomatales, Ophiostomataceae. Gene Ontology annotation, molecular function: carboxylic ester hydrolase activity; palmitoyl-(protein) hydrolase activity. The transcript has a single exon. Gene Ontology annotation, cellular component: cytoplasm. The record is from RefSeq and is a predicted model, not a curated record. Gene Ontology annotation, biological process: protein depalmitoylation. The coding region runs from base 1 to 579 and encodes 192 amino acids.